GAUAUGGAGCUGGGUGCUGCAAGCAGUGAUGGCCCACCUGACCAGGAGUGUUCAGUCUGCAAAGAUUCAAUCAAAGACCCCAUGCGUCUUUCGCCCUGCGGUCACAUGUUCUGCAGGUGCUGUCUGACUGAGUCCCUGAAAAGCAGACCCCACUGCCCUCUCUGCAGGACCCCAGCCAGCGAUGAUGUCAUUCUAGACACUGUGAGGGUUCGCCACAGUGCAUUAAGGAAUCGCAUCAUGAGGCCGGCUCUGGCUCUGCCUGUUCAGGGUCAGUUCUCUCCUGCUCCCUCGCCGACAGUAUCCCGCAGCAUACAGGAACGAAUGAACCUUCUGAGGCAGGCAGUGGAGGCGGCGCAAAGCACUCUACGCACCUCAUCCGACAUGGUCUCGCCACCUUCAGGGGGACCUCCGGUUGCCCCCACGCCCCUCCCAAGGCGUACCCUCCUGAAUUCCAGCGCAAGGUACACUGAGGUCCAGGCAAUCCCCGCUGAUGGUUUGGGGGCUGCCCCCCAGGGGGCUCUCUCACCAGCAGCCCAAACAAGCCAAGGAGGUCCCUCCGCCCCUCUGUUGGGUGGAGCCCCACCUCCUCAACAGCACCGUCCCUUGUCGCCCAGCUCCCUGUCCUCGGACGAAGACUACAUGAAUGACGUAAUGGAUGACUGUGAACUCAUGCAGUUGCCUCGGGAAGGCCCUGGCUCUGGCAUCAUGACAUACAGCUGCCCGUACUGCAAUGAGAGUGGUCUGGACGAGCUGGACCUCCUGGACCACUGCAAUGCCAACCACAGAGACGACAGGAGACGGGUGGUGUGCCCCAUAUGUACAUCACUGCCUCACGGAGACCCCAACUACUACAGCAGGAACUUUAUCGGGCACAUCAACCUCAGGCACCAGUACUACAGUGAAGACUUCAUGGAUGUUCGCCAGAAUGACUCCAUCAAUGAACAAGCGGCAAUCCUGGCAUCCUGCAACAUGCUGGUACAACAUAAAUGA
This is a messenger RNA of Megalops cyprinoides (Indo-Pacific tarpon), 990 nucleotides long. RefSeq names its product E3 ubiquitin-protein ligase RNF138. Lineage: Eukaryota; Metazoa; Chordata; Actinopteri; Elopiformes; Megalopidae. Gene Ontology annotation, molecular function: ubiquitin protein ligase activity. Gene Ontology annotation, biological process: ubiquitin-dependent protein catabolic process; protein polyubiquitination. Bases 4 to 990 code for a protein of 328 amino acids. The transcript is spliced from 8 exons. The record is from RefSeq and is a predicted model, not a curated record.